This is a messenger RNA of Acanthoscelides obtectus, 788 nucleotides long. The record is from the annotation of a GenBank genome assembly. NCBI's taxonomy places the organism in Eukaryota, Metazoa, Arthropoda, Insecta, Coleoptera, Chrysomelidae.
UAUGACAUUUGACCACCGAACACAGAUGGCCAUGAUUCUGAUGUUCUGUGAGUGUGUGAUUCGCUAACUUUUUUUUAUUGUUUUUUUGAAAAUUUUACGAAAAUGUCUAUUUAUUUCAGUGGGACAUUCAGACACUCUGUAGGAGGUGUUGUAAGUGCAAUUACUAAACAAUUAAAAUUAGUAAAUUUGAAGCCAAUUAAAAAAAUCCAGGUACAGUUCGAUCCGUUUCACCCCAAUGCUGUAACUGCAAGGGACUUCUUGUUUCACAUAUCGAACCCUAAAGUUAUCCAAACAAACAUCAACUGUGCUAUCAGGACGAAUGUUGUAUGCGAUAGAAGUGAACCACAGAUAAAAAUAGAUCUAGCUGAAUCUGGGAGUGUAAAAUUUCUGCUAAAUAAUCUGACAGUGUUAGAAAUUUUGCAACAAAUCAACAAACAUAUUAGUUCAAAAGUGAAGGAAGAGCCACCUAGCCCAACUACAGCAAAAAUUACAACUAAACAGAAAGCCAAAGGAAGACGUUAACAAUGCCUAAGAAGAAAGAUAAUUUUCAUUUGAAGUUAAUAGAACAUGUUUAUGAUCAAAUUCCAGCAUUCACAGAUAUUUUCACAGAGGAAUCGUUCUAUAUUUUUGCUGCUUCAGUUGUGAUAAGUACUAUUAUUGUUGUUUUUAUUAUAUCAAGAUUUGUUACCAUCAAACCUGUAGAACUUUAGGUAAAUAUAUUACUAUUUGAAUUGUUUAACACAACAUCCAUGUAAUUUUUGUUCUCAUGUUAUAAAAGCUUUUGAAAA